UGUACUUUCUUCGCCCGUCUUCUCCAGAUUAAAGCACUCAUCGAAGAGGUACAACGCCUGCGCACACUCGAACAAACACAAUUCACACAAAUACAACGACUUGAAGAUCAUUUGGAAGUGAAACGUCAGCACAUUAUGCGUCUGGAAGCGCGUCUUGACAAGCAACAAAUCAAUGCAGCGCACGCCGAAGCGGCCACAGCAACAGCCAACAGCGCAAUAGCAAUCACAACAACAGCCUCCUCAACUGUGCCAGUGACACAUGUUGUCAACGAUGACGAUGAUGAUGAUGAUGAUAAUUGUGAGGAUGACGAGGAAGAUGCAGUAGCUGCCAGUGCUGAUGUACCAGUUGCCAAAAUUGAUUUAACCACAACAACAGCAGCCACAGAUCGCAUCGAAGAUGCUGCUACAGAGAUUGUAGCUGAUGUUGAACUAACGACCGAUCGUGAAUGUGAGAAGCUAACAACAGCGACGGAAAAGACAACGGCGGCGACCACGACGACAAAUAAUAGCAGCAGCAUAACUACAGCAGCAAUUGAAACAACAACACCAGUUGGCGAGAUUAAAAUCAAAAAGGAAAACCACGGCCCACUCGAUUUGGAUGUGAUUAGUCAGCAAUCAGCUAUCGCUGCUGCUGCAGCAGCCGCUGCAGCCGCCGCAUGCGCCAAUGAUCCGAACAAAUUCCAGGAAUUGCUGCUUGAAGGCACCAAAGCGUUGGCGGCUGCCGAGGCGCUCAAGAGUGCUGUCGCUGCAACCGGUGCAGAGGGAACAACAGUUGCUGCCAGCCAACAAAUGGACAACGCUGACGACGGCGAUGUCGCAGCCAGCAGCAACAAUUGCAACAAUAGCAACGUUAGUAAAGAGGACGACGAUGGCAAACUGUCGUCUCCGACAAGAAUGACACAAUUGCCUAUUAUGCCAAAAAUACCCAAAAUCGAAAUUGUCGACGACGACGACGACGACGAUGAUGAUGCUGGCGAGCAUAGCAACAUACAUGAGUCCGCCAACAAUGAAUUGCCUGAAAAUGAAAAUCUAGUUGCGGCUUGUGAAAGUGCAGCUGAGAAUGUAGAAGAAACCGCACAGCUGCCCACAAUCGAUGUGGACGCCUUAGAGACUGCGGGUAGCGAUGGCGCAUCUGACAACGGCGCCUCGGAGAAGUCCGAAUUGCAAGCUUUGCAGCAACAUGUUGCCGACUCCACCGCAGCCGCCGCCGCUGCUGCUACAGUAUUCGAUGAGAAUAUGGAUGCUUUUGGCUCAUUACUCGGCGAAGAGCUUGUAAGUUCAUAUUGGCGUGGUUUUAAGAUGCCCACGUCAACGAGUAACAAUAGUGGCAGCGGCUCCUCGCUUGCCACGAAAACUCCAAACGCCAAUAGCAUAUUUGCCAAUCAAUUGCAGCAUCGUUUGCCGCCACCGCAGCCGCCACAUCAGCAACAGCAUCAUCAUCAUCAUCUUCAGCAGCAGCAGCAGCAGCAUCACCAUCCGAUGCACCACCACCAACACUCUACACUAAUGCCACACCACUUGCACCAUCACCAUCACCAGCAACAGCAGCAGCAGCAACAGCAAACUGCAGCCGCUGCGCAGCAACAUGGACCUUCGUCCACAGCGCUGCUCAGCCAAUUAGUUAAUUCCACUUUCUCAACAGCACCACCUACUUCUUCUUCUUCUCUACGUACAGAUGCGCUGCUGCCGUCCCACCAUCAUCACCACAGCCACCAUGGGCAAGGGCCGUCAGCACCGCCGCCUCCACCACCUCCAAUGCCGUCACAUCAUCACCUGCAUCAGCCACAUCUUAGCGCUGACGCGCACCAGAAAUCAAGCAUGGACGCGCAGCAUAGCAACAACAAUAGCAGCAACCAUGAGUUAUCAGCCAACGCAAGUACGCCGCACGCACUCGACCAGCGCGAUGAGCAUCACGCCGCGCUUAACGGCAGCGGCAAGUCAAUGUUGGAAGACAACAAUAACACUUUGUGCGGCACACCAAAUGCGAAUGCGCCCAGCGCCGCUGCCAUGGCGGCAGCAAUGGCUGCACAACCACAUCCACACCUGCCGCCAGGCUAUUUGCAUGCGCUACCAUUCCAAUUCCAGGAGCGCGGUCAUUUCCGCUUUGCCGACGAUUUGCAGCUGCCACCAGGCGCUUCCAUGGCUGGUCGCCUCGGCGAAUCACUCAUACCCAAGAGUGAUCCGAUGGAGGCGAAACUGCAAGAAAUGCUGCGCUACAACAUGGACAAGUAUGCCAAUCAACCGCUGGACACGUUGCAUAUCUCGCGACGCAUACGUGAGCUGCUAUCGGUGCACAACAUCGGACAGCGACUGUUCGCCAAAUACAUACUGGGACUAUCGCAGGGCACCGUGUCGGAGCUGCUGUCCAAGCCAAAGCCGUGGGAUAAGCUGACCGAGAAGGGACGUGACAGCUACCGCAAAAUGCAUGCCUGGGGCUGUGAUGAUAACGCGGUAAUGCUGCUCAAGUCGCUCAUACCGAAGAAAGAUUCCGGUUUGCCGCCGUAUGGUGGUCGCGAAGACUCCAUGCCCGAAGAUCGUCUUGCACACAUACUCAACGAGGCAUCGAGCAUGAUCAAGAACUCUACACCAGGCUCAUUACAGCAGCAGUUAAAAGAAGCCGAACAGCGGCAGCUGCAGCAGGAGCAGCACCGUCGCUCGGCGCAUGACGAGUCACAGCACAGCAAUGAGGAUUCCAAGUCUCCACACCCGCUUUGCACAUCGCCGUUCUAUAAGAGCAGCAGCCAAUUGAAGCAGGAGCAGGAGGCGGCAGCUGCCGCACAACAGCAACAGCAUCGCCUGCGUCAGGAGCAGGAGUUGACACCCGACAAAAUGGCGCGCAUUUAUCAAGAGUUCCUGAUGCGUACACCACGCGAAGCCGCUUUUCCAGGUCUUCUGCUCUCGCCUUUUUUCAGCGCCGCCGGUGGCAUGCCCAGCGGCUGUGGUCUACCCAAUAUGAUGGGCGGCGAUGAGAAUUUACGUCUCGCCUACGAACGUGAAAUGGCCAAAUUGCAACAGCAACAGCAACAAAAUGCCGCAGCCGCUGCUGCUGCAGGCAAUUUGCCAAACUUCCCUAAUUUCUCCAACUUGAUGGCGCUGCAGCAACAAAUGCUAAAUGGCGCUCAGGACCUCACGCUGACUAAGGAUCCCAAAGACGUUAUUAAAGUGAAUGGACAACGCUCCAUCGAGCAUUCGAACAACUCCAUGGAUUCACAGAGUGGCAAUAGCAAUAGCAAUGCUGCACCCAUGUCGGGCAGCAUCGCCGGUGGUAGCAACAGCAACCAUGCCAAAGACUUGCCCAACACAGAUAGCUUAGAUCGCCAUUCUAAUUCGGGCAUGUCGAUGCAUUCGCGCAAAUUGGAUAGCAGUGGCAGCCACACACCGGUACCGCAAUCCACCAGAGACGCUUCAGUUGCCAUGCAUGGUGCCAGCAACUCGACUGCGCCCAGUCCCCUAAGCAACUCGAUACUGCCGCCCGCGAUGACACCCAAUGAUGAUUUCUCCGCCACCGCAAGCCCACUGCAGCGCAUGGCGUCUAUCACCAACUCGUUGAUCACACAACCACCCGUCCCACCACAUCAUACACCUCCACAGCGUCCCACCAAAGCCGUCUUGCCACCAAUCACACAGCAACAGUUCGACAUGUUUAACAAUCUCAAUACCGAAGAUAUUGUGCGACGCGUCAAAGAAGCACUCUCUCAAUACUCCAUCUCGCAGCGUCUCUUUGGCGAGUCAGUACUCGGUCUCUCGCAGGGUUCCGUCUCCGAUUUGUUGGCGCGUCCAAAACCUUGGCACAUGCUGACACAGAAGGGACGUGAACCAUUCAUUCGUAUGAAGAUGUUCCUCGAAGACGAAAAUGCUGUACACAAAUUAGUGGCCAGCCAAUACAAGAUCGCACCCGAGAAGUUAAUGCGCACCGGCAGCUAUAGUGGCACACCUCAAAUACCGCAAGGUUUGGCCAGCAAAAUGGGUGCUUCGUUGCCCAUGCAAAAGAUGAUGAACGAGUUAAAGCUGCAGGAGCCUACACAAGCUCAGCACAUUAUGCAGCAAAUGCAGGCGGCAGCUAUGUCCGCUGCUAUGCAGCAACAUCAGCAGCAAGCGCAGAGUCAACACCAACACGCCGCCGCCGUGCAAGCGGCACAGGCAGCGGCUGCUGCACAAGCGGCGCACCACCAAAGCAUGUUGUUAACCUCGCCCGGACUGCCACCACAGCACGCGAUCAGUUUACCACCAACUGGCGCUGCUGGCGGCAAUGCAGGGCCAGGCACACCCGGCAGCGAUAAAAAGCCGAUGAUGAUGCCAAUACAUUCACCACACCCAGCGAACGCAAUGCGCAGCAUGCACCAGCAUAUGUCGCCCACCGUAUACGAGAUGGCGGCGCUUACUCAGGAUCUUGAUACACAAGUCAUCACUACAAAAAUUAAGGAAGCUCUACUUGCCAAUAACAUCGGUCAGAAGAUCUUCGGUGAAGCUGUGCUUGGCCUAUCACAAGGUUCUGUUUCGGAGCUACUCAGCAAACCAAAGCCCUGGCACAUGCUUUCCAUCAAGGGUCGCGAACCGUUCAUCCGCAUGCAAUUGUGGCUAUCAGAUGCCAACAACGUGGAACGCCUGCAAGUCAUUAAGAACGAACGACGUGAGGCGAGCAAGCGACGACGUUCUACUGGUCCCAAUCAACAGGACAACAGCUCAGACACAUCUAGCAACGAUACUAACGACUUUUACACCAGCUCGCCUGGCCCUGGCUCUGUUGGCUCAUCGGUAAGUGGCGCACCACCGAACAAGAAACAACGUGUGCUGUUCUCCGAGGAGCAAAAAGAAGCUUUGCGGCUCGCCUUCCAACUCGAUCCAUACCCAAAUGUAGGCACCAUCGAGUUCCUUGCCAACGAACUCGGUCUCGCCACACGCACCAUCACCAACUGGUUCCACAAUCACCGCAUGCGCCUAAAACAACAGGUGCCACACAAUCAGCCCGGCGCUGACAAUCCAAUACCCAGUCGAGAAAAUACCACUUCAACGCCUUUCGAUCCCGUCCAAUUCCGCAUCUUGCUGCAACAACGUCUACUCGAGCUGCACAAAGAGCGCAUGGGACUGAGUGGCGCACCAACGCUACCCUACCCGCCUUACUUCGCCGCCGCAGCGCUGCUCGGGCGCAGCCUAGCCGGUAUGCCAGGUGCUGCUGCCGCUGCUGCUGCUGCUGCUGCCGUAGGUGCCGGAGGUGAGCCUGACUUGCACGCACUCAACCAGGCAUUCAAAGAGCAAAUGAGUGGUCUCGACCUAACGAUGAGCUCACUGAAACGUGAACGCAGUGUCGACUACGAUGAUGAUCUCGACGAAAGUCAUCUCAGCGACAAUGAAUCGCUGGACGGUGGUGAUGGUGUUGCCGACGACAAGUCCCUCAGCGGUGAUUAUAAAGACGGUACAAGUACGCCACGCUCCACGCCACUCUCCGCAGCAGCCAGCUACUUAAUGGGCGGUCUAAGCGCCAGUAUGCGCAGCUCGCGACGCAAACCGGCAGCACCACAAUGGGUGAAUCCCGCUGGACCAAGCGCAAAUGCAGAUGCCAAUGGUAUAGUAGCAGCGACAGCAGCCGCCGCAGUUGGCAUGCCACCGUCCGCAGCCGAACAAGAGCGCAUCAUCAAUGGUGUUUGCGUUAUGCAACCGUCCGAUUUUAGUCGAAGCGAAGGUGACGAAGCCACCGAUGUCGAUUUGGAGGCGAAUAAACGUGCCGAAGUGUGCGAUACAGAUGUAGAGCAGCCGCGGUUCAUGGAGCCCGAAGUGCGCAUCAAACAAGAAAAGGAAGAUUGUGAUAGCGACAAUGAAACGACUGCGCCACUGGCCACAGGAUUGACAAGCGAAGAGAAGCUAAAAGUAGUGAGCGAGGAAAAGUUACGCAUGGUGCGCGUGCAGCGGCAUAGUCACGAAGACGAUACAACGGCAGCUGGCGUGCCGACAACGAACGCAACAGUGCCUACAGCUGCGGGCGCAGCAAGCGCGUGGAAUUAUUAAAAACUCAACGCUUGGCGUAAAAGGAUUAACCCUUUCGGGGACACAAGUUGUUUUGGAAACGUUCGCAGAAUGUCACUAGUGAUAUUUGGAGCUCUACUUGUAGACUAAAUACCUAAAUUCGAAUUCUCAGUUUUCGAUUCUGGUUUAUUUAAUAUUACAUAGAUUUUUACACAGAACUGAGAAUUGAUGGUUGUGUCCAAUUUAAUGUUAUAAGCGACACAUCUGACGUGGUUGGCGUCGAACACUUUAAAAAUUGUCUUGCUAAAUUAGCUUUACGUCAACCCAAGCCGACGUGUCCGCCCAAGGGUUAAGGCACAUACAUAUUUUGUAUGCUCUUCAGAUGGCGUUAGUGUUAAGCGUUCAAAGAGGGCGUAUUGUUGAAAGGUAGUGCGUAAUUGGUAUGUGGAAUGUGGCGCGUAUGUGGAACAUAGAAUUGUGCAAUUUGUGGCGUUAAGCGUUCACCUGAAUUUUGUUUAAAAAUCUAUAGAGCUGAAAAAAAUUUGAUAAUUAAAUUUGUUUUAGGGAAUUUGUGAUUUGUUUACAAACAUUAAAGACAAUGAAAGAUGAGGAGAAAAUAAUGAGAAAAUACUGCAUUUAAAUGCAGUGCUUGUUGAUUUGAAGCAUAUUUGCUAAUUAAAUAUAAUUGAAAUUUUGCUUUCAUUUGUGUAUUUUUUACACUCUUUUGCCGAUAAAGACUGUAAACAGGUUUAGUAGUAGUAUUUUUUCCUAGGCUUUAAUUUCAAUUUUUUAUGCAUUUUUUCAUCUCCUUUUUCCAUACACAAACACAUACAAACAUAUUUAGUUUAAAGUGUAAAUAUUUAAUGCUUUAAUUAUGUACCGUUAUACAAUAGUUUUAAUAGUAAACGCCCUGCCACCGCAAAUGUAAAUAGUUAAUUGAAAAUUCAAAAAACAUUGAACUCACGCGUAAAACGUAGUAAACAAAUAUAUAUUAAAUUAUAAAGAGAUUACAAAUGUAAAAGAAGCGUUUAUGAAGGCCUCUUUUUGAUCUCAGUGUAAAAUCAAAGUAAAUUAAAAUAAAAUAAAUGGAAGAAAACCUUGCACGUGGUAAUAGCGCAAAUAGUUAUGAAAAGCCGCCGUUUAUUAUUAAAUUUUUAGGCUGAGUAAUAAUUAGUAGCGACAACAAAACAACAAAAUGUUGAUAAUAACAAUGAGUAUUCGUAGUAAGCGACAGACGGCAAAUAGCAAACCAAAAAUGGCAUUAAAGAGUAGAAGUAUGUAGACUAAGAUAAAUAACCGUAAUAUAUGCAACUACAUACAUACACACAUAUAAAGUACAGGUAGAAAGUAAAGCAAAUAUUUAACAUAUGAACGCAGGUACAGGCAUAUUAAUUAAAAAUCCAAAAAAUAUAAUUUAAUUUAAAAGCAAAUAAUGUACGGCAUUAAAAGGCAUUAAAGUUAGGCAACUGAGUUAAAAUAUAUAAAAACAUACGCAUACAUGUAUAUAAAUUUAAAAUAAAUAAAAAAUAAAUUAAGCGUAGCAAAGAAGAUAAGGUACACACCUGCAAAGGGUACGGAGGGAGUAAUGUAACAAUAAUGUAAGCCAAUGGAAAAUUUAAUUAAUAAAAAAUAUAGAAUUAAGCCAUGA
Anastrepha ludens (Mexican fruit fly) is the source of this 7609-nucleotide messenger RNA. RefSeq names its product homeobox protein cut (gene cut). Gene Ontology annotation, biological process: regulation of DNA-templated transcription. The transcript has 5 exons. Gene Ontology annotation, molecular function: DNA-binding transcription factor activity, RNA polymerase II-specific; DNA binding. The annotation marks the transcript as partial. Lineage: Eukaryota; Metazoa; Arthropoda; Insecta; Diptera; Tephritidae. The record is from RefSeq and is a predicted model, not a curated record.